AUGUGGCGAGUCCACGGCUUCAAUGGCGCAGUUCUAGACGCAGUGGGCAUGUUCAUGGGCAAGGUGUAUGGUGUUCGGUGGCAUGCAUGGAGAGUGCAGGUGAAGGUGCAGGUGAAGGUCGAGGUGAAGGUCAAGGUCAAGGUCAAGGUCAAGGUCAAGGUCAAGGUCAAGGUCAAGGUGAAGGUCAAGGCGAAGGUCAAGGGGAAGGUCAAGAGGAAGAGGAAGAGAAGAGCUGGAGAUGGGCAGGCAGAUCUCGCAGAUCUUCCACCUCCACCGCCAGCAGAUCUACCUCCUCCUCCUCCGCCCCCGCCGCCGAAACGCAAGGUCACCACUGCACAGCCGCUGAGUGUGGAAGAGCUGCUGGCGCGAAAGAAAGCUCAAGAUGCGGCCGCAGCUAAACCCAAGUUCUUGUCGAAGAAAGAACGCGAACGGUUAGCGAAGCAGAAGGAGGCUCAAGAAAAUGCUGCUUCGAGAUCGGUCGAUGACCAGGCAAAGCAGACGGACUCUCGUGCCUUGGAGAGGCCACCCACGGGUCCGAGAGGUGCUCCGCGAGGGCCUUCGUCAAUGCGUUCUGCUGGCGUCAAUCUGGCGAGCAAGGGCUACGAUAUCAAGCCUCCGCCUCCACCCAAGGACGUGGCCAUUUUGAAAGGAAAAGACAAAUUUGUGACCAAGGAUGUCGACGAGCGUGCCAAAGUAGCUGCGCUCACAAAGCAACGAUAUAUGGGCUCAGACACGAACACGUCGACCUUUUCGGCGUCAAAGAAACGAAAACGAACGACUGAGAAAAAGUUCAAUUUUGAAUGGAAUGCAGAAGAGGAUACUUCGCCUGACUACAACCCCAUAUAUGCAACACGCUCAGAAAACAACUUCUUCGGCCGUGGCAGACUGGGUGGAUUCGCUGAUGAUGCGACGGAUGCGCAAGCACGAGCGUAUGCACAGGCUAUUGCAGAACGCGAUCCUGAAGCGGGCAAACAACGAGCUGCAGAGAUUCUCGAUAUGGAGCGGAGACGGCGUGAGGAAGGUGGUCGUACUGGCAUUGACAAGCACUGGAGUGAGAAGAAACUGGAGAAUAUGCGCGAGCGGGACUGGCGUAUAUUCAAAGAGGACUUCAACAUUGCGACCAAGGGUGGCUCCAUUCCAAACCCCAUGCGAAAUUGGCAGGAAUCGGGACUACCAAAGCGAUUACUGGAUAUCGUGGAGCAAGUUGGCUAUACGGAUCCAUCUCCCAUCCAAAGAGCUGCCAUACCCAUCGCUAUGCAGUCUCGAGAUCUCAUCGGUGUCGCCGUUACUGGAUCUGGCAAAACCGCAGCUUUCUUGCUGCCCCUCCUGACCUAUAUCUCCGACUUGCCGGCGCUGGACGAAAUGACGAAGAACGAUGGGCCAUAUGCGAUUAUUCUUGCUCCGACACGUGAACUUGCGCAGCAAAUCGAGAUUGAAGCCAAAAAGUUCGCGACGCCCCUCGGCUUUACUUGUGUCUCCCUUGUGGGUGGCCACUCCAUUGAAGAACAAAGCUACAACAUGCGAGACGGUGCUGAAAUCAUCAUCGCCACUCCUGGACGUCUCGUCGAUUGCAUCGAACGUCGUGUUCUUGUCCUAUCGCAAUGCUGCUACAUCAUCAUGGACGAGGCUGACCGCAUGAUCGAUCUCGGGUUCGAAGAACCUGUGAACAAGAUCCUCGACGCUCUGCCCGUUACAAACGAAAAGCCCGACACAGACGAAGCAGAAAACGCCUCGGCCAUGACGCAACAUGUUGGUCUAUCGAAAUACCGUCAAACCAUGAUGUAUACAGCAACUAUGCCUUCGGCUGUUGAACGUAUUGCGAAGAAAUACCUCCGCCGUCCCGCACAGGUCACCAUCGGCAACGUCGGCGAAGCUGUCGAUUCCGUUGAACAAAGAGUUGAAUUCAUUCAAGGUGAGGAAAAGCGCAAGAAACGGCUCAAUGAGAUUCUGCACAGCAACGAGUUCGCUCCUCCGAUCAUUGUCUUCGUCAACGUUAAACGCAACUGCGACAAUGUCGCUCGAGACAUCCAGAAAAUGGGCUUUAGCUGCGUCACACUCCAUGGCUCCAAAACUCAAGACCAGAGAGAAGCAGCACUCAAAUCCCUCCGCGACGGCCAGACGGAGAUUCUCGUGGCCACAGAUUUGGCAGGACGUGGUAUCGACGUUCCCGACGUCUCGUUGGUUGUCAAUUUCAACAUGGCCACCAACAUUGAAAGCUACACGCAUCGUGUGGGAAGAACGGGUCGUGCGGGCAAGACUGGUGUUGCCAUUACAUUCUUGGGCGGAGAAGAUCAUGAUGUGUUGUAUGAUCUUAAACAGAUGAUCAGCAAGAGUCAGAUUUCGAGGUUGCCGGAUGAGUUGAGGAGACACGAGGCUGCGCAGAAUAAGGUGGAUAGAAAGAGCAAGGGCAAGGCUAUCACUUGA
Messenger RNA from Sphaerulina musiva SO2202, 2424 nucleotides. Its product is annotated as DEAD-domain-containing protein. Gene Ontology annotation, cellular component: catalytic step 2 spliceosome. Bases 1 to 2424 code for a protein of 807 amino acids. Gene Ontology annotation, molecular function: RNA binding; RNA helicase activity; ATP binding. The record is from RefSeq and is a predicted model, not a curated record. Gene Ontology annotation, biological process: mRNA splicing, via spliceosome. Lineage: Eukaryota; Fungi; Ascomycota; Dothideomycetes; Mycosphaerellales; Mycosphaerellaceae. The transcript has 2 exons.